Molecule: messenger RNA, 3012 nt
Organism: Aspergillus bombycis
Lineage: Eukaryota; Fungi; Ascomycota; Eurotiomycetes; Eurotiales; Aspergillaceae
Gene: spt16
Product: chromatin-remodeling protein SPT16
Exons: 8
Coding region: 1-3012 (1003 amino acids)
Biological process (GO): positive regulation of transcription elongation by RNA polymerase II; transcription elongation by RNA polymerase II
Cellular component (GO): FACT complex
Molecular function (GO): nucleosome binding
Source: RefSeq, a predicted model, not a curated record
AUGGCUGAAGAGAUCGUGAUUGAUAAAAGCGCAUUUUUCAACCGUCUCUCAAGCUUCUUUGCAGCAUGGAAGGCAGACAAACGACCUGGCCAUGCUGUUUUUGGGGGCGUAGGAUCAAUCGUUAUCCUCAUGGGGAAAACAGAUGAAGCGAAUAGCUUUCAGAAAAACAACGCGAUGCAUUUCUGGCUUCUUGGCUAUGAAUUUCCGGCUACGCUUAUGGUUUUCACAACAGAUAUGAUGUACGUUGUGACUACGGCAAAAAAGGCCAAACACCUAGAACCCUUGAAAGGUGGCAAGAUCCCAGUAGAGAUACUUGUCACCUCCAAGGAUCCAAACGAAAAAACCAGAUCUUUCGAAAAGUGCUUAGAAGUUAUAAAAAAUGCCGGCAAAAGGGUUGGUGUACUUCCAAGAGAUACAGCUGCUGGCCCGUUCGCGGAAGAUUGGAAGCGUGCGUUUGGAAACAUAACGCAAGAUGUGGAAGAAGUCGACAUUUCACCCGCUCUUUCUGCAGCCGCCUUCUCGGUGAAAGAUACAGAUGAGUUGGUGGCUAUUCGAAACGCCUCAAGGGCUUGUAGCGGUUUGAUGUCCGAAUAUUUCGUUGAUGAGAUGUCCCGCCUACUCGACGAAGAAAAACAAAUGACACACAAGGCACUCUCGAUGCGGAUCGACGCAAAAAUUGACGAUGCGAAAUUCUUUAAGAAACUUGCUAAGCUCCCAACGGAAUUUGAUCCUCAACAGAUUGACUGGGCAUAUGGCCCUGUCGUUCAAAGUGGCGGAAAGUAUGACCUUCGGCUUACAGCUACGUCUGAUAAUAGUCACCUUCAGGCAGGGAUUAUUGUUGCUGGGUUUGGAAUCCGCUACAAAACUUACAGUUCCAUAAUAGCACGCACUUAUUUGGUAGAUCCGAGCAAGUCUCAGGAAGCUAAUUAUGCCUUUCUGCUGAACCUUCACGAUGCAGUGAUGAAAGACGUUCGCGACGGAACGAUGGCCAAAGACCUAUUUAACAAAGCAAUUGGGCUGGUACGAGCCAAAAAGCCUGAACUUGAAAGUCACUUUGUUAAAAGCGUUGGAGCCGGUAUUGGAAUUGAGCUCCGAGAUUCUAACAUGGUUUUGAAUGGCAAGAACAACAAAAUUUUGAAGAGUGGCAUGACUCUUUCUAUAACGGUGGGGCUGACAGAUGUCGAAGAGCUAGAGUCCAAAGACAAAAACAAUGCUGUCUACUCAAUGAUUAUUACAGACACUGUACGUGUUGGAGAAAAUGGUCCGCACAUAUUCACCAAGGAUGCGGGUAUUGAUAUGGAUUCUGUUUCAUUCUACUUUGGGGAUGAAGAUGAACCCCAGAAACCUGCCAAAGAGAAAAAGGAGGUCAAGUCCAGCGCAACGGCUAACAGAAAUGUUACGCGCACCAAACUUCGCGCUGAGCGACCGACUCAGGUCAAUGAAGGUGCAGAGGCACGACGUCGCGAACACCAGAAGGAGUUAGCGACAAAAAGACAAAGGAAGGCCUCGAUCGGUUCGCCGGUACUACAGAGGGAUAACCAAUUGCCUAUUAAGGUUAAGGAUCUCACUAUUUAUGUGGAUCACAAAGCAUCGACGGUAAUUGUUCCAAUCAUGGGUCGACCAGUACCUUUCCAUAUCAACACAAUCAAAAAUGCUAGCAAAAGUGAUGAAGGAGAAUACGCUUAUCUCCGAAUCAAUUUUCUUUCACCCGGUCAGGGUGUUGGUCGGAAGGAUGACCAACCAUUUGAAGACAUAUCGGCACACUUUCUGCGCAAUUUAACCCUCAGGUCCAAAGAUAACGAACGACUUGGACAGGUUGCUCAAGAUAUCACAGAGCUCAGGAAAAAUGCCCUGAGACGUGAACAGGAAAAGAAAGAGAUGGAAGACGUGGUGGAGCAAGAUAAGCUCAUCGAAAUCAGAAAUCGCCGUCCUGUGAGAUUGCCUGAUGUUUAUCUUCGGCCUCCAUUAGAUGGUAAACGAGUCCCCGGAGAGGUCGAAAUCCACCAAAAUGGUCUUCGUUAUAUGUCACCUUUCCGAAACGAGCAUGUCGACGUGCUUUUCAGCAAUGUGAAACACCUAUUUUUUCAGCCUUGUGCCCACGAGUUGAUUGUCCUAAUUCACGUUCACCUGAAAACACCCAUCAUGAUUGGCAAGCGCAAGACGAGGGACGUGCAGUUCUAUCGUGAGGCAACUGAGAUGCAGUUUGAUGAGACUGGCAAUCGUAGGCGCAAACAUCGGUACGGCGACGAGGAAGAGUUCGAGGCAGAACAAGAAGAGAGACGGCGGAGGGCAGCCUUAGAUCGAGAAUUCAAGGCUUUCGCUGAAAAAAUAGCAGAUGCGGGUAAAGACGAAGGAGUGGACGUUGACAUACCAUUUAGAGAAAUUGGUUUCACUGGUGUACCCAACCGCUCCAAUGUCUUAAUUCAGCCAACUACGGAUGCUCUGGUUCAAUUAACAGAGCCCCCUUUUCUUGUAAUCACCCUGAAUGAGAUUGAAAUUGCUCAUCUAGAGCGCGUUCAGUUCGGGCUCAAGAACUUUGACUUGGUGUUUGUGUUUAAAGAUUUCCACAGACCACCUGUUCAUGUUAACACAAUUCCCGUUGAGUCCCUUGAAGGGGUGAAAGAUUGGCUCGAUUCCGUCGACAUUGCAUUCACUGAAGGGCCACUAAACCUUAAUUGGACUACAAUCAUGAAGACUGUUGUAAGUGACCCAUACGGCUUUUUUGCCGAUGGAGGUUGGUCGUUCCUUGCAGCAGAGUCUGAUUCUGAGGGCGGGGCGUCCGAUGAAGAGGAAUCUGCAUUCGAACUGUCGGAGUCAGAACUUGCUGCGGCAGACGAAAGCUCGGAAGACGAUAGCGAAUUUGAUGACGACGCCAGUGCUGAGGCAAGUGAAGACUUCAGCGCGGAUGAGGACAGUGGUGAGGAUUGGGACGAAUUGGAAAGGAAGGCCAAGAAGAAGGAUAGGGAAAGUGGUUUGGAUGAUGAGGAACGUGGUAAGAAGCGAAAACGUUAA